This is a messenger RNA of Actinia tenebrosa (Australian red waratah sea anemone), 381 nucleotides long. Its product is annotated as voltage-gated hydrogen channel 1-like. Gene Ontology annotation, biological process: proton transmembrane transport. Gene Ontology annotation, cellular component: plasma membrane. NCBI's taxonomy places the organism in Eukaryota, Metazoa, Cnidaria, Anthozoa, Actiniaria, Actiniidae. Gene Ontology annotation, molecular function: voltage-gated proton channel activity. The record is from RefSeq and is a predicted model, not a curated record.
AUGGAUUCUGAAGAUCACUUCGCAUCUAAUCUACUGCACUUCGUUACCAUAGCAAUCCUAUCUCUGUUUGUCCUCGAGAUUGUCCUGAAGAUAUACGCUCUAGGAAUCGAGUAUUUUUGGUUUGAAAAAUGGGAGAUGCUAGAUGCUUUUGUCAUAGUCGUUGCUUUUACGAUCGAAAUUACUUUAAGCGCAAUUCAUGCGAAUGAGUGGAAGGGACUGGAACUUAUCAUCGUUUUGAGGCUGUGGCGAGUCAUAAGACUGGUGACGGUGAUGGUUACCUUCAAAGAAGAGUUUUACGAACUGAUUGAGGAUGAAAUAGAUGCUAAAAGAAAAGUAGACGAAGCAGAAACCGAGACAGAAUCCCUGCAGAAGAAAGACUAG